CAAGGCAACUGGCUGCUAUUUAUCGUGUAUCACUUUCGGUUCUGACUCACUGCUGGUCUGCCCCGCCCACAGCACGAGAAACGAAACUAGAGCAGCAUUUAAAGCCGCUGAAGAGAUGAAAAAGACGCAGUAUCACUGAAGACACCACACGCAGAGGUAAAUUUCACUAUAGAAUGGCAAAUCCAAGAGGAGGAGGACCACAAAGAGGAAGAGGGGGCUUCAGUGUCCCUCCAAGAAGAGAUGGUUCUGUGCCUGGCCGCAGACAAGCUAGUGUGUCUCCCAAUCGAGGGAGAGGAAAUGGCCGAGGGGAAGGAGGCGGAGGAGGUGGGGGAGGAGGAAGAGCUGGAGGAAGAGGAGGUGGGGGAAGAGGAAGUGGCCGAGGAGGAGGAGGUGGACGAGGAGGAAGAGGAGAUGGACGAGGCACAGGAGGAGGAAGAGGAAGUGGAGGGGACAGAAGGGGUCGAGGUGAUAGGAGUCACCAACACUCUGAUGGAAGUACAAACAGCCAGUGGGAAAGAUGGACAGAUGGAAUGGCUCAAGGUGCAAGAGGAGGAGAUGGAAGAGGAAGAGGACAGAGGAAAGGAGAAUACAAGCAACAUUAUCAGGGAAAUGCUGUCCAUCGUCCUAUAAUAAUGGGAGGUGCAACAAAUUUACCUUCACCUUACCAAGGGAAAUUUGGGAGAUCUCUUCCUGGGUUGAUGGAUUUAAAUAUGGCCCCUUCUUCAAUGCUACAACCCAUGAAUACAAGAAACAACAUUGAAGGCAUGAAUCUCCAAAGAACAAGUGGAAGUAUGAGUGAUUUAAGAGCCAGUCCACAAGGUGAAGCACGAACAGAAUCUCAAAGAGGUAGAGGGGGUCAUGGGAGAGGAAGAGGGAGAGAUUGCCCCCCUGAGGUACGCACACUUGGGUAUAAAACACUCGAAGGUCUGCUUGAGAAAGAAGCAUCUGAGGUGGCCAUUACUCUUUCAUCUAGCACUGGACUUAGGAAUCUGCUUGAGGAAAAGGUGAUGAGAAAUGACUUGGUGCAGCUGGUCUGUCAGGUUCUCUGCAAGGCUUUCCAGUCUCGAAUUGACCGCAAAACAGUGAUGCACUUGGCCCGCGUUGUCAAGGACUCUCAGUUUUUUCUUAGCAUUCUGCCACAUCAUGUAACUGGAAUGAUGUCCGAUUACAUGCAAGCCCGAAGGGAUCAGUAUCCCCAGCAUUUGAGCAACAUCAUCAGCCUUGUCUCUGAUGUUCUCAACAUGUUUCCACAAAGUUCUGUGCAUUCGGUCUCCAUGUUGGUGACUCUUUUAAAACCAACCAUCAACCAAUUGCGUGCCUCUGGUGUGGAUAUUCUCACCAAUACUGAUCAGGACUUGGAGAGGGUGCAGGGUUUGGUAAACCAUCUCCAAGAGAAAUCAAGGGAAGGCACUUUACGUUCAGAUAAAUACUCAUUCCUAACAGCUGACGAGGAUGCCCCACCUGGAGAGGAAGACUUCAGGAUGAUGAGCAUUUAUCCCUCCUUUGAGGAGUUCCACCUUGAUCAGAAACCUUUCCUGAGGCCCAACAUAAUCUCUCAAAGUUUCCCUAACGCUCGCAUCUAUUUAGACACACACUUUCGACUUCUGCGUGAAGAUUUUGUGAGGCCACUGCGGGAGGGUGUCAAGGAGCUUUUGAGGAUUCACCACACUGAGAAAACUAAUGGAAUACCAAUGAAAAAUAGGCAAUUUGAUGACAUCAGAGUCUACUUUGACACCCGAGUGAUUUUACCACUUUGCACAUCAAUGGGAAUUGCCUACAAAGUGAAGUUUGACACACGGCGUCUUCAGUUUGUCCGGUGGGAAAAUUCCAAACGCCUGCUUUACGGAUCCCUUGUCUGCCUCUCCAUGGACAACUUCGAAACCUUCCUGUUUGCCACUGUGACCGAUCGCGAUCCAAAGCUACUGAGACAGGGAGAGGUGAAUCUCUGUUUUUCUCCGGACAGCAGAGCCGCUCUGGCCAGGGUUCAGCCCUCAGACUCAUUCCUGAUGGUCGAGACAACAGCUUAUUUUGAGGCCUACCGAUAUGUCCUAGAGGGCCUCCAGGAGCAAGAUGAGAAUGAUGUUCCCUUUCAAAGGUACAUUGUGGAAUGCAAAACAGAUGUAGAUCCUCCAGCUUAUCUCCGGGUGGAAGGAAGAUCAUAUGAUCUGUCAUGCAUCGCAGCAGAAGGGCAGGGGAAGAUUCCACCCUUCAAUCCUUUGACCCAAAAUGCCUGGCCUGAUGAGGAAAAAAUGGGUCUCGAUGAAAGCCAACUUCAAGCACUUAAACUGGCCUUAACCAAAGAGUUGGCCAUCAUUCAAGGACCACCAGGAACAGGCAAGACGCAUGUAGGACUGAAGAUCGCUCAGGCUUUGCUAAAGAACCACCAGGCCUGGUCAAAUGGUUGCCCUAUGCUGGUGGUCUGCUAUACCAAUCAUGCUCUUGACCAGUUUCUGGAAGGUAUCCAUGGCUUCCUAAAAGACGGGAUUGUAAGAGUUGGAGGUCGAAGUAACAGUGAAUCUCUGAAGCGUUUCGGUCUAAGAGAGCUGACCAGGUUCAAAGACUUCCGCAAAAAUUUGCCGCAGCACCUGCGACGAGCUCACCAUGAAAUCAGUAAUAAUAUGCAGGAAGCAGAAACUCUUUUAAAGGCGCAGUCGGCUCAGCUCGAGUGCAGCUUGCGAGGCGUCCUCAAAGAAGACUUCUUGGAAAAGUACAUCUCUGAACAGCACUGGCACAGUCUGUGUCUACAGCCCUUGAGUGAUGGAUUUGAGACUGUAGGGAAGAAGAAGCCUUCAAUGAUGGCGGAAUGGCUCGGCAUCGGAUUCUCCAUUUUUUUUCAGGGGCCACAACUAACAGAUGGAGAAGAGGCGGCAGAUGAAGAUGGAGCUCAGCUGGAGGAAGAGGAGCUGAUCGAUAUCGAUGAAGAGGCAGAUCUGAUCCAGGCUGAGAGGAUAGUGGUGGACGCUGAACACGGAGAUAAAGACAAAUAUAAGAUGAAAGUAGAAGAGAAGAACAUUGCUGCCAUGGCGGAGCUGAUGCUGGCUUUAAACCUGAAUGAUACUGAAGCACAGCCAGGCCAGAGCCAGACACAGACUCACGCUCAGGCUGAUGAACAGGAAUGGCAGAUGCAAGGCCACCAGAAGAAAAAACUCCGGCAAAUGGCUCGAAAAGAGCUGAAGAAAACUUCAGCCAUGAGUGAGAAGGAAGAAAGGCGUAUCAGGGAUGUUUGGAGCCUGAGUCCGAAGGACAGAUGGAAACUGUAUCGGCUCUGGGUUUUGCGCUAUCGCAGUGAUCUCCGCACUAAAGCUCUUGCUUCUGAACAAGUGUAUCAAGAGGCGGCAGAGCGUCUGAACGAAAUCCGCCGUCAUGAGGACCUGUGUGUGCUGCGGCAGGCACUGGUUGUGGGAAUGACCACCACUGGUGCUGCUAAAUACAGGCAGGCUCUCCAGCAGCUGCAGCCCAGGCUGGUGAUCGUGGAGGAGGCAGCAGAAGUGCUGGAGGCGCACACCAUCACCACACUCAGCAAAGCCUGCCAGCAUCUCAUACUGAUCGGAGACCACCAGCAGCUGAGGCCUAGUGCAACAGUGUAUGAACUUGCCAAGAAUUUCAGUCUGGAAGUGUCCAUGUUUGAAAGGCUUGUCAGAGUGAACUUCCCAUUCGUGCGCCUCAACUACCAGCAUCGCAUGAGGCCAAGCAUCGCUCGCCUGUUGACUCCUCAUAUAUACUCAUCUCUGGAAAACCAUCCCUCUGUGCUGAAGUAUGACAAUGUCAAGGGGGUUCUAACAAAUCUCUUUUUUGUGGAUCACACUCAACCUGAAGAAGAGAUUAAGGAUGGACGAAGCCACCAGAACCCGCACGAAGCUCGUUUUGUGGUCGAGCUUUGUCAGUAUCUGCUGUUCCAGGACUAUAAGCCUUCCCAGAUUACCAUUCUCACCACAUACACUGGACAGCUUCACUGUCUGCGUAAGCUCAUGCCAUCUCCAAAGUUCUCCGGCGUCAAGGUCCAUGUUGUCGACAAGUAUCAAGGAGAAGAGAACGAUAUUAUUAUAUUGUCUCUAGUGCGCAGCAAUCCUCAAAGGAGGGUGGGCUUCCUGAACAUACCCAACCGUGUCUGUGUUGCGCUUUCUCGAGCUAAAAUGGGUCUGUAUUGUAUUGGAAAUAUGGACAUGCUCAGCUCGGUUACACUAUGGAGCAACAUCAUUCACACUCUGAGAGAGCAUGAACAAGUGGGACCUGCUUUAACACUGAGCUGUCAGAACCAUCCAGAUAAACAGAUCCACGCAUCCUGCGGUAAUGAUUUCAAAGGUGCCCCUGAAGGUGGUUGCGAUCAACCCUGCCAGUAUCGCCUGGACUGUGGCCAUGUGUGCACCCGUAUGUGCCACCCAUAUGAUGCCGAACACAAGGAAUACAAGUGCAUGAAGGACUGCUCAAAGGUGCUGUGCGAACUGGGCCACAAAUGCACACGCCGCUGUCACCAAGAAUGUGGCCAAUGCAUGGUACCUGUAGAUAAGAUAAUACCAUCAUGCCAGCACAAUCAGAGGGUGCCUUGCCACAAAGAUCCUGCAGAAUUUGUGUGUCAAGUACGAUGCGAAAAGACUCUUCCAUGUGGGCAUCCCUGCAAGGCGACCUGUGGAGAGUCCUGCACCAGUCAGUGCAUGGUGAGAGUUCCGAUAGAGCUGAAAUGUGGACACAUGCAAGAAGAACCAUGCUUUGUUUCUAGGGAUCACAAAAAUGAGCCAAGAUGUAACACCAAAUGUGGUACUGUCUUAAAAUGUGGCCAUUCUUGUCCAGGAACGUGCAAUGGAUGCCAUCAAGGUCGUCUGCAUAAAGCAUGCACCCACAAAUGUCAACAAAUCCUAGUGUGUUCCCAUGAGUGUCGGGAGCCUUGCGUAAGGGAUUGUCCACCGUGUUCCUCUCGCUGCCAGAACCGUUGUGUUCACAGCGAGUGCAAGAAGACUUGCGGUCAACCUUGUGCUCCUUGCAGGGAACCCUGUGCAUGGCAGUGUCCUCAUCACAGCUGCACCAAACUGUGUCAUGAACCGUGUGACCGUCCACCUUGUUCUGUUCCCUGUAACAAGACCUUGACCUGCGGACACCGCUGCAUAGGUCUGUGUGGAGAGCCUUGUCCGAAUAAGUGUAGGGUUUGCCAUAAAGACGAGGUCACGGAGAUCUUCUUCGGCAAUGAGGAUGAACCAGAUGCUUGUUUCAUUCAGCUUGAAGACUGCAAGCACUUGUUUGAGAUCACAGGAAUGGAUCAAUACAUGAAUCUUGAUAAUGAUCAAGGUGCUGAAUUGGCUCAAAGGGUGAUCCGACUUAAGGACUGUCCUAGGUGUCGCACUCCCAUCCGAAGAAACCUUCGUUAUGGCACUCACAUCAACCGCAGCCUAGCAGCCAUCGAGAUGGUCAAGGAGAAGAUUAAUGGUGUGCCAGAUACUAUCAAGCAACAGCAGGAUGUCCUUAGCUUGGUAUUGAAUGAUAAGACAAACUUGAAAAGGCAUCUUCCUGACAAGUUUGACUCACUUCAAGAGAAGCUCAACACAAAUGGCUUUUCAGUCCAACAACUCUGGCAUCUCGAGAACUUGAUGAAUUUCCUUGAAAGUAUUGGAAAACUAAAAGCAACACAGGGCAAUGAUGCGAGUAUCCUUAGGGAAAGAUUACAAAAAAAUCAACCAUUCUUUAGAAAAACUGAAGAAGUCUUGAGAUUUCUCUUAGAUCCCACUCAGAGGUUUUCAGACCAGCAGGUUGCAGAUCUUGAGCGUGAGUUGAAGAGACUGUCCUACUUGGCUGAACUCAACGAACGCUGCAGGAUGUCUCGGUCUAAAUCUCCAGAGGUUGUUCUUGGCACCGAAGUCCAACAGUUAAGAGGGAUCCUGGAGGACACUUUGCCUUUCUCUGAGGGUCUGGAGCGUACAGUCAAACAGAUGUUCACAGAGCUGGAUGUCAGACUGCCACGCAGUGGCCUGGGCAUCACUGAAGAGGAGAGGGUGAUGAUAGUACAAGCCGUCGGUUUGAAUAAAGGCCAUUGGUACAAAUGUCCCAACGGGCAUGUCUAUGCUAUCGGUGAAUGUGGGGGUGCUAUGGAAAAAUCCAAUUGUCCUGAAUGCCAUGCAGAAAUUGGAGGCUCUUGUCAUGCGCUUACUCAGGGAAAUGCUGUGGCAUCUGAAAUGGACGGCGCACAACAUCCUGCCUGGUCAGAUGCUGCCAACAUGGCAAACUUUGACCUGGAUAACUUUGAAGAUUGAAAUUAUUAGUUACUGUUGUCUUUGGUUACCAGGCUUUUAGUCUGGUU
Messenger RNA from Danio aesculapii, 6286 nucleotides. It is a transcript of the gene znfx1, whose product is annotated as zinc finger, NFX1-type containing 1. Bases 174 to 6239 code for a protein of 2021 amino acids. The record is from RefSeq and is a predicted model, not a curated record. Gene Ontology annotation, biological process: regulatory ncRNA-mediated heterochromatin formation. Gene Ontology annotation, molecular function: zinc ion binding; helicase activity. Gene Ontology annotation, cellular component: nucleus; nuclear RNA-directed RNA polymerase complex. The transcript is spliced from 15 exons. Lineage: Eukaryota; Metazoa; Chordata; Actinopteri; Cypriniformes; Danionidae.